UUCAAACGCGCGAUCAAUAAUGGUUUAAUCACUACCAGGUUAAACAAAGGUGAUCCGUGAGGCAUGGCCAUAUGAAUGACAACAAGAACAGUAAUGGGUAACCUUGACAUAGAACUCCACGUUUCUCAGACAUUAACACACCUGUGACGAUUAGCUAACCACGUGGUUUUGCAGAUGUGUGAAUACUGUUUGUUUUCCAGACACGUGGGUUUUUGUGGACCAGCGGAUUAAUUUCAGGCUUCAGAAGGUUUCUGCUGCGUCUUAAUGCUUUUGAAUAUAUAUGUCUGCGAGGAUUCAAUUUAUUCUGCUAUUAGAUGCACCACUAAAAAUAGCUGAGUUCCAGAGUCCAGACGUCAUGUGACAGUAUCUCAAAGUCCACGCAUAUGUCGAGCGGCGACUUUAGUCAGUUUGACACAAAUGGGGCGCAAAAUGAACAAAUAUUGCACGAUCCGGUAUCUUCUUUUGCUGGCAUCUCUCACUGGGUUCAUGAAUCUUGUUUACCUAACGUUCCUGGCCGACCUGAGGGGUACUCUCGAGCUUUACACAAUGCAACGUUCUUCGUCAAGUGUCCUUCGAAGACAGAUAGCAAGCAUUCAAAUAGACGCGGAUAUCAAAGCCGCCACGGGACCAAGUUUAAGUUACCUGGAACUGCUGAAUUUGGAUUUGAAAGACCUGGUUCAAAGAUACUUGGCAUCUUCACAAACUAUUGCUAAACAGUAUGAACUCAACAACCUGCAAGAGGAACCGCAGGAAGAGCAAGUACUUGUAAAUCACUUUUAUCUGCCUCGUUGCCUUCCGGUUCCCUUUCUCUUAAUCAUGGUUCACUCAAAUCCUGUUAACUUCAUGGAUAGAGAAUCCAUACGGUUAUCGUGGGGUCGAGGAGAUAAUCCAGUAAAUCAGGGCAGUUGGACAAGUCCUGAGAGAUCUUGGAAGACAGUUUUCCUCGUUGGGAAAACGAAUAGUUCCAAGCUAAACAAUCUGCUGAGGCAAGAAGCUCAGGUUUACAAAGACAUUGUCAUCGGAGAUUUCCUCGAUACAUACCGUAACUUGUCCUUGAAGACUUUAUUAGGUCUUCAGUGGACCUCACACCAUUGCAAACCUAAGUAUAUUCUCAAGACAGACGAUGACUGUUACGUGAAUGUCCUAUCGCUUGUUCAGUGGCUACAAGAAUAUCACGUGACCAAUGGAUCAAGGCCGCUAUACGCAGGUAAUAUUCAGAGGGACAUGGAGGUUGUGAGAGAUAAAACUAAUCGUUACUAUGUGUCCGUAAUGGACAUUAAUAGACAUAAGUAUCCGCCUUAUGCCUCGGGUGGAGGUUAUGUGUUCAGUGCAAGUCUCUUGCCCAGACUUCUCGCUGCGUCUCAGGAGGUUCCUAUCAUACCAGUUGAAGACGCUUGCUUUGGACUGUAUAUGCAGCACAUUGGUAUCAAACCACUUCAUAAUAGCAAAAUUUUACCGUAUGUCUUCUGUGAUGGCGCGAAGACUAGUUUGAAUGAAAGACCAAUAUGUCAUUUACGCGAUCCGCUUGUGUUACACGGCAUCAGGGACAUUCUUCAAAUACAGACACAUUAUAACGUCUUGUUAAUGACGUUUCUUCCAACAAUCUGCUCGUACGUAGAUAAUCAGUCAUUUAGCAAAAACUUUCAACAAUCGUGUUAACUUGUGUAUAAUGUACAAACUAUGAGGAAUUAAAUUAUUGUCAUCUACGUUUCAAGCCAACAUUUGCAUUAAAGUUCUAAUAAAAAACUUCUUAUCAACCAUGAAAGACUUCAUAACAUCUGCGAAACACGAGCAAAUGCCACAUACACGCCCUGAGUAUAAAGAGUUUUAAGAAUGAUCUUCAGAGGGAGUAAUGAUGAGGAGUAAUGUUACGAUGAAUAAGUAUUUUAUUUUCUAGAUCUCUCACGAUUCCGAUUUUAAGUCUAGCCAUUUAUUUGUUCAUUUCUUUUUCUGCUUUUUCAAUCGUUUGAAACCGAAAAAAUACUUUACAUU
Pocillopora verrucosa is the source of this 1992-nucleotide messenger RNA. RefSeq names its product beta-1,3-galactosyltransferase 5-like. Gene Ontology annotation, cellular component: Golgi membrane. The record is from RefSeq and is a predicted model, not a curated record. Lineage: Eukaryota; Metazoa; Cnidaria; Anthozoa; Scleractinia; Pocilloporidae. Gene Ontology annotation, molecular function: hexosyltransferase activity.